AUGGCGAUCCAUCAUCUUGGAAUAUUGGACGAUCUAGCGCGAGACUUAAAAGUAAGCUCGAAUGGUCUGGAAAAUGCACGGAGGCUGGCCAAGGGCUACGAAGAUCUCGUGGUUGUGCUUAUCGAGCCUACCAAUAAGGCUGAAGAGGUACAUUAUGACGAGAUGUUAGCUGCUUCAGAGACACUGCUUUGCGUGAAUGAGACCCUCCAAUUUGCGUCUGGUGGCCAAAGAAACAUCGAAAACACCAUCAUCUUGGAUAUCAGGGCAUUUCGAAGCGAUUCUAUUCGAACCAGCCAAAUUUCGAAUGAUCGAACCCGUGAUGACGAGUUGGCGUACGGCAAUUUCGAGAGAAUUAUGAGCCUUUUGCGUCCUCGUGUGGUUGUUGCCUGUCAAUGCGCGACAACUGAAGCAAACAACCAAUUCGUGCAAGGGCUUUGUUCAUCUAUCAAGAGAGCCGGAGACAUAUGCUUUCAGCAACUCCCAAACGGACACCAAUGCCUGUUGGUAAAAAGCUUUCAUCCUAUGGGCUAUAAAAGAUCGAAAGAUUGUGCCUUGAAGAGGGUCAUGCUUGAGUAUUUAUUCGAUGCCACAUUUAUAAUCGCGUUGAAUGCACUGGCUGGUGAUCGGAUAUCUGGCGUGGGGUUGAAAAAUCUUCAAAAUUGCGCGCAAGAUGGACCCGCUCCAAUCUUUUCGCCCGAGGAAAUCUAUAUCUCCUACCAGUGGAUGAGCGGGAGGAACGCUGCAUCGGGCAAACUCUUGAAACACUUGCAAUAUAUCGGGAACUAA
This is a messenger RNA of Penicillium samsonianum, 786 nucleotides long. RefSeq lists its product as uncharacterized. The transcript has a single exon. The record is from RefSeq and is a predicted model, not a curated record. NCBI's taxonomy places the organism in Eukaryota, Fungi, Ascomycota, Eurotiomycetes, Eurotiales, Aspergillaceae. Bases 1 to 786 code for a protein of 261 amino acids.